Molecule: messenger RNA, 1666 nt
Organism: Dermochelys coriacea (leatherback sea turtle)
Lineage: Eukaryota; Metazoa; Chordata; Testudines; Dermochelyidae
Gene: HELLS
Product: helicase, lymphoid specific
Exons: 8
Biological process (GO): lymphocyte proliferation; DNA methylation-dependent constitutive heterochromatin formation; negative regulation of gene expression via chromosomal CpG island methylation
Cellular component (GO): pericentric heterochromatin; nucleus
Molecular function (GO): ATP binding; ATP-dependent chromatin remodeler activity; chromatin binding
Source: RefSeq, a predicted model, not a curated record
CAAUGUUUGUGCUUAAAUUCUCUGAACUUCCUUCUGUUGGAUGAAAGCUCUUCUAACAAACUGUGUGCAGAAGACCUACAGAAAAAUGGAGAUUCUAAUAGCGUCAUUAAAGAUAGGUUGUCACAAGCUGUAUGACAUAAUGCCAAGCACUUCCUUGAUCCAGUAUGGAAAUUUAACGGGGAGCCAAUACCCUUUCAACAGCCAAAGCUUUUUUCAGGAGGUGUUAUGAGGUGGUACCAAGUUGAAGGCAUGGAAUGGCUGAGGAUGCUUUGGGAAAAUGGCAUUAAUGGCAUUUUGGCUGAUGAAAUGGGACUGGGAAAGACAAUCCAAUGUAUUGCUACAAUAGCACUGAUGGUAGAAAGAGGAGUCCCUGGACCAUUCUUAGUAUGUGGUCCCUUGUCUACUCUUCCUAACUGGAUGUCCGAGUUCAAGAGAUUCACUCCAGAGAUUCCCAUAAUGCUGUACCAUGGAGCCCAGCAGGAAUGUCAUAAAUUGGUUCAAAAAAUUCACAGGCGAGAAGGUUCACUGCAAAUUCAUCCUGUGGUCAUUACUUCGUUUGAAAUAGCCAUGAGAGACAGAAAUGUCUUGCAGCAUUGCUUCUGGAAGUAUCUGAUAGUGGAUGAAGGACAUAGGAUUAAGAACAUGAACUGCCGUCUUAUCAGGGAAUUAAAAUGGUUUAAUGCUGACAAUAAACUUCUGUUAACUGGUACUCCCUUGCAAAACAACUUGGCAGAACUCUGGUCACUACUUAACUUCCUGCUGCCAGAUGUAUUUGAUGACUUAAAAAGCUUUGAGUCCUGGUUUGACAUUACAAGCAUUACAGAAAUUGCUGAAGACAUUGUUGCUAAGGAAAGGGAGCAGAACAUCUUACACAUGUUGCACCAGAUUUUGACGCCUUUCUUAUUGAGAAGACUGAAAUUUGAUGUAGCUCUGGAGGUUCUUCCUAAUCAAGAAGAUGUGGUGUAUGCACCACUGGCAAAGAAACAAGAAACCUUCUAUUCUGCUAUUGUAAAUCGGACCAUUAAAAAGCUGCUCAGAAACAAUGAGGAAGAAGCAGUCGAGUUGAGUUCUAUAGGACAACCAAAGCGUCGGAGUUGAAAAGCGGUUGUUUACUGUGAACUAGAUGGUGAUACACCUGAUGAGCUGGAAAAACUGAUCAGCAAAAUGCAAGAAGAAGUAGAAAAAGAGAGGCCAGUGAUAGAAAUGACCAUUCCUACGGAUUCAGAAAUCAACCUUAAACUGCAGAAUAUUAUGAUGUUACAGAGGAAAUGUUGUAACCAUCCAUAUCUCAUUGAAUAUCCACUGGACCCUGCCACACAGCAAUUUAAGGUACAUAUCCUGAAGCAUUCAAAGCAGUGUUUUUUCAAAAUUACUGUAGGUAAUGUAAUGCCGGUGAACAACUUUAGACUUGUAUAGUAUGUUUCUCCACAAAACCCUACCCAAUGUGAUUCAGUCUUGUUUUGAAAUUUCCUACAGCAGAUAUGAGAGAGAGUAAGUUCAGUGUCUGUUCCCAGCCAGUGGCAGGGGGCAGGCAGUGCCUGUGGGUGAGAGCUGCGCGGAGCUGCUUGCGUGCCUCCGCUUAGGAGCCAGACGUGCUGCUGGCUGCUUCCGGGGUAUAACAGAGUCAGCAGUGCCAGGACAGGCGGGAAGCCUGCCUCUGCACCCU